Molecule: messenger RNA, 1006 nt
Organism: Penaeus chinensis
Lineage: Eukaryota; Metazoa; Arthropoda; Malacostraca; Decapoda; Penaeidae
Exons: 2
Coding region: 41-769 (242 amino acids)
Source: RefSeq, a predicted model, not a curated record
GCAUCGCAGUGUUCAGGAGAAGGACACAUUCGCUCGAAAGAUGAAGGCUCUGGUGAUUCUGGUCGCUGUAUCCUGUUGCUCAGCACAGCUGGUGCUGCCGUACGCGGCGCCCUGGGUGCUGCCUCAAGCGAAGCUGAUCACUACCCCUGAGGUCAAGACUGACCUCAAGACCGUUCCUUUGGUCUCCCCUUAUGCCCACCCCUUCGGACAUCCCUUCGUGGCUUCCCCCUAUGCCUUCCACCACGCUGCCUACCCCUAUGGAGCCUACCCCUACAUCCUCAACGCCGAUGAUACUCUCAAGGCCACAGAGUUCCCCUACAUUUACCAAAAGCCAGAACAGGAGCCAGCUGUAGAAGAGGCACGUCGUCGUCGCCGCGACGUCGAGAUCCCCCUCCCAUACCUUCACGCCGUGCCCACCGUCACCAAGCACACUGUGGAGACCAAGCAGUUCGAGCCGAUCGACGCCAACACCCCUGCCGACACCACCAAGAUCGAGCUCACCACCAAGGAGCACGAGAUCUCCGUGCCCGCCGUCAAGUACGUGCAGCCCGUCGUCAACGUCAAGCCCGUCACCUACACUGCUCUCUCCCACGCCGUCCUUCCCUACUCCCACGCCCUUCCUUACACCCACGCCCUUCCUUACACCCACGCCCUUCCUUACACCCACGCCCUUCCUUACACCCACGCCCUUCCCUACGCCCAUGCUCUUCCAUACGCUCACUACCCUGGCCUCGUCGGCGCCCCCGUCAUCAAGCUUAACGAGGAGUAACUCCAACUUUCCUGUCGUCCUUAAUCUUCCUCACAAAAAAACGACACUCCGAUGGAAAUUCAUCUGUUGGAUUCGUGUCCGAAUCAAACAUACACGAUGUGGUUACCUAUCUGAGUGAAAUGAAAGAAAAUAAAGUUCAGAUAACAGUUCCCGAAAAUGCUAAAUAAAAAAAGUGUUGAAAAUUACAAAUACUCGAGAACAAAAACAUCCUUUUUCGAAAUAAAAUCAUUAAAAUCA